Falco peregrinus (peregrine falcon) is the source of this 516-nucleotide messenger RNA. Its product is annotated as helix-loop-helix protein 13-like. Gene Ontology annotation, molecular function: protein dimerization activity; RNA polymerase II transcription regulatory region sequence-specific DNA binding; DNA-binding transcription factor activity, RNA polymerase II-specific. The record is from RefSeq and is a predicted model, not a curated record. The transcript has 2 exons. NCBI's taxonomy places the organism in Eukaryota, Metazoa, Chordata, Aves, Falconiformes, Falconidae. Gene Ontology annotation, biological process: regulation of transcription by RNA polymerase II; developmental process. Bases 1 to 516 code for a protein of 171 amino acids.
AUGGAAGAACUUUGUUACAGCUUCGAGCAGGAAGGCUCCACUCCCGAAUUCCUCUUCUGGGAGCAGGCGGAUCCCAGCGCCCAGCUGGAUGACUUCCUAGCCGAGUGGUGCCGGCCGCCGGAGCCGCCCUGGCCGCGGGCGCCCGCGGCGGCCGGUGCUGAAGUGGACAGCUCCCCCGCGCCGCCCGCGCCCGCCGCCCCGCCGCCCCCCGCGCCCCCCCGGCCCCGCCACGCCGCCAACCUCCGCGAGAGGAGGAGGAUGCUCAGCAUCAACUCGGCCUUCGACCAGCUCAGGUGCCACGUCCCCACCUUCCCGUACGAGAAACGCCUCUCCAAGAUCGACACGCUCCGGCUGGCCAUCGCCUACAUCGCGCUCCUGGGCGAGAUCCUCCUCUCCGGGUGCGAUCCCAAAUCCUACGUGGAGCAGUGCCUGAGGAACGGAUUGCAGAGCCAACAGCGGGCAACCUGGAAUACAAGCGAUCUGACAGCCCGCCUGUCUUGGGUAAAGUGGGAUUAA